Orycteropus afer afer is the source of this 225-nucleotide messenger RNA. NCBI's taxonomy places the organism in Eukaryota, Metazoa, Chordata, Mammalia, Tubulidentata, Orycteropodidae. The record is from RefSeq and is a predicted model, not a curated record.
AUGCCCAAGGACUCUGCCGCUUUGGGCUCCCUGGAUUGUUGGCAUGGAGUGGAGGAUGAGGCACUUUCUGAGGAGGGUACUUUUGUAAGAGUGUCUCAGGUCAAGACUCCCAAGGCAGGCCCAUCCACUCAGAAGAUGUGUGGCCCCGUCUUGAAAGCUGUUUUGCUCCUGCCUCAGCACCAGGGAACGUGCCCUGGGCUGAAGCUACGUGUGUGGGGCAUCUGA